Molecule: messenger RNA, 360 nt
Organism: Poecile atricapillus (Black-capped chickadee)
Lineage: Eukaryota; Metazoa; Chordata; Aves; Passeriformes; Paridae
Product: spexin prohormone 1-like
Exons: 6
Coding region: 1-360 (119 amino acids)
Biological process (GO): positive regulation of gastro-intestinal system smooth muscle contraction
Cellular component (GO): cytoplasm
Molecular function (GO): neuropeptide hormone activity
Source: RefSeq, a predicted model, not a curated record
AUGCAAGUCAGUGAGGGGCUGCAUAAACUCACAGCAUCUGCCCUGGCCCUGAUCCUGGCAGCUUCCUUCAUCACCUCCUCCUGGAGUGCCCCUCAGGGUCAUUUCCAAAGGAGAAACUGGACUCCUCAGGCCAUGCUCUAUUUGAAGGGUGCACAGGGACGUCGUUUCAUUGCAGAUGAGAGCCAGAGGAAGGACCUGUAUGACAGAGUGCAGCUUGAAACACGCAGCCGUAAAUCAAAUCCUUUAUCACUUUCUGAAGCUACUGCACUGUUCCUUAGUUCCUUACAGAAAGCACAAGAAGUGGAAGAGGAAAAUGGUGAUCACCCUGGCUACCUGGCAGACAAUCUAUCAAAUUGGUGA